Molecule: messenger RNA, 1455 nt
Organism: Camellia sinensis
Lineage: Eukaryota; Viridiplantae; Streptophyta; Magnoliopsida; Ericales; Theaceae
Source: RefSeq, a predicted model, not a curated record
AUGUGCAUCUCCAAAAUUCCCUUAUUUAUCCAAACAGAAGGCAAACUUCAAUUUUUUUUUUAUUUUUUUUAUUUUUUAAUUUUUUUUUAUGUAAUCAUUUUUUUUUUCCGUCUCUGCUAUGUUUCCAAAACAGAGUGUAAGGUGAAAGUGAGUGAAUGGUUUAGGCAAGUGACGAUGAACUUGAUGCUACGGGUGAUUGCGGGGAAGCGAUACAGCUUCGGUGACAAUGAGGGAGACAAGGAGGCAAGGCAGUUCGCGAGAACGAUGGACGAGUUCAUGUAUUUGGCUGAUGUUUCUGAGUGUUCGGAUGUGAUUCCCGGGAUUGAAUGGUUGGAUUUGAAGGGUAAUGUGAAGGCUAUGAAGAGGAAUGGUAAAGAGAUGGAUUAUUUCUUGAGUAUGUGGCUUGAAGAACAUGUGCAGAGCAGGAAAGAAGGGAAUGUGAAGAAAGAUGAAAGAGACUUCAUGGAUGUGUUGUUGUCUUGCUUCCCUGAGGAUGGUGAUGGGCUGGUGUUUGGACACAAGAGUCAGGACAUCAUCAAGGGAACUGCUCUGUCACUUAUCCUAGGAGGCUCUGAUACCAUAACUGCCACAUUAACUUGGACAGUUUCCCUACUUCUAAACCAUCCAACAGUCCUCAAAACAGCACAACAAGAAGUAGAUAUGUAUGUUGGACAUGGAAAAGUAAGAUGGGUAGAUGAAUCAGACACCAAGAACUUAGUUUACCUCCAAGCCAUCGUCAAGGAAACAUUACGACUCUACCCUCCAGGACCUUUAUCCUUACCACGUGAGUCCAUUCAAGACUGUCAUGUCUCUGGCUACUACGUCCCCAAAGGCACUCGCUUGAUAGUAAAUAUUUGGAAGCUCCACCAUGACCCUUGCUUGUCAACUGACCCUGAUGAGUUCAGGCCAGAGAGAUUUCUUACGUGGCAAGCAAAAACAAAUUUAAGAGGGCAGCAAUUUGAGUUCCUUCCUUUUGGUGCUGGUAGAAGGUCAUGCCCUGGAAGCACCUUAGCAUAUCAAACGUUGCAUUUGAUACUCGCUCGAUUGCUUCAAGGGUUCAACCUUACGAUACUACCGGGAAAUGGAAAAGUGGAUAUGAGUGAGGGGUUGGGGCUUACACUACCUAAGGCAACUCCAUUGGAAGUGUUGGUCACCCCACGCUUGCCAAGUGAGUUUUAUGAUCAACCAUAGAUAGACCAUCUUAGUUUGUAAUGUGUAUGAUGCAUAUGUAAUGUGUGGUAAAUGGGAGUGUAUGCAAGGUCACCUUACCUCUACGUUUUAGGACUCUUGUACCAAUAAAGUGGACCAAUAUUUAAAAUAUUUGUUUUUGGGUUAAGUUCAAGACCUCGAAUAUAGAUUUGUGAUAAGAAUUAAAGUCUUUGGUAGAGAUUAAAUGCAUGUAGUGUUGGAAUUUGUAAAAUGAAUCUCAAUCACAUAUUAAUGUUUUUUGAUAAA